AUGGGAUUUUCAGACAUGUCGAUCGAAUGGAUAAUGCGAUGCGUCACUUCAAUAAAAUACCAUGUCAUUUUCAAUGGUCAACCAAGAGGAAACAUUGUUCCUAAAAGAGAACUACGUCAAGGAGAUCCUUUGUCUCCUUUCUUCUAUAUCUUAUGUACGGAAGUGAUCAUUAGUUUUCUUAAUUAUGCGGAGAGCAAAGGCAAGAUAACGGGAAUGUGUGUCUCACGCGCUAGCCCGCCGAUAUCACACAUGCUCUUUGCUGAGGACAGCUUGUUCUUUGUCAAGGCGGAGCUCCGUGAAUGCAAUGAAGUCAUGAAAGCCAUAAUGACUUAUAGAAAAGCCUCUGGACAAUUUAUCAACUAUGACAAUUUAUCUUCUUUACUCUUUGGUAAAAAGAUCUCUAUGGAUGUAAAGGAAGCGGUUAAGAUCUCAAUAGGAAUAGCAAAUGAGGGAGAUAUGGGAUCUUAUCUUGGGAUCCCGGAGGAUAUUAGUGGUUCAAACAAAAACUAUUUUCUUUUCUCAAAAAGAUACUACAAAACCGAGCCAAUGGCUGGACAGGGAGGUGGUUGUCGAAAGGAGGAAAUGAGGUUCUCAUAA
Molecule: messenger RNA, 597 nt
Organism: Brassica oleracea var. oleracea
Lineage: Eukaryota; Viridiplantae; Streptophyta; Magnoliopsida; Brassicales; Brassicaceae
Exons: 1
Coding region: 1-597 (198 amino acids)
Source: RefSeq, a predicted model, not a curated record